Messenger RNA from Acipenser ruthenus (sterlet), 6869 nucleotides. Its product is annotated as two pore channel protein 1-like. Gene Ontology annotation, molecular function: monoatomic ion channel activity; voltage-gated channel activity. Gene Ontology annotation, cellular component: endosome membrane; lysosomal membrane. Gene Ontology annotation, biological process: transmembrane transport; monoatomic ion transport. The coding region runs from base 2549 to 5029 and encodes 826 amino acids. The record is from RefSeq and is a predicted model, not a curated record. Lineage: Eukaryota; Metazoa; Chordata; Actinopteri; Acipenseriformes; Acipenseridae. The transcript has 27 exons.
ACUGCACAGAUAUCCUUAUGUGUAAUGGCUUUGUUGGGCUGUGGAGCUGGUGAAUCAGUGUUUGGAGGCAGUCUGAAAGCUGUAUCUGCCGCCCUUGUGGAUCUGCUGUUCUGCCUCCAGUGUUGUGGUAUGCCGCUGGGUCUCUGGGUGUUCCCUUUCUGAAUUUCACUUCAAGGCUGAUUUGGCAGCAGUCUGGGGAUCCUGUUUUUACUGGAUGGAAGGAACAUCUAUUUUAAUGUUCAACUAAAGGGAACUGAGAGUCAGGACAUGACUUCGCUGUGUUUGUAAUCUCAUCAUUAAAAAACAACCUCUUCCCAGUUUCUAGGGGAUAUUGUCCGGUGAUUUCCUGUCAUAUUUUCUGGAAUACCGUUCAGAUUCAAGGAGUGCUGUGUUUUUGAUUGGUAACUCUUACAGAUCGUAAUUGGACCAAGCUGGCCCAACCCUCCAGCUGUCAUGGAUUUUGGCAUUGGCUUUGGAGCAGACAGCCCAGCAACGCAGGAUUGUUUAUGAAUCACAAUCAUUUCACUUUGUUUCCAAGGACAGAAGUUUUUAUGCGUCUUCUCUGGACCUAAAAGGAAAUAUUUUUACAAUAUAAUCUCUUUUUUUUUUCUUUUCUGCAAGAAAUAAGACACUUCUGCUUUAGGUUGUUCUUGAUUUUUUUUUUAAAUGAUAUUUUCAGGGAAGCAUAAUUCUGAUUUGGCACAGGAAAUGUGGUGUGGUUUUAAUAUCUGUGUGAGGAUACUGAGACUCGCAGGAGCUCACAUUACAAUCUAACAGACCUUGCUCCUUCCUUGCUAGAUUGCCACCACAGUCUUGUGCUCGCAGAUCUUCACAAAGUGCCAGAACAUUUCUCCCGGUGGAGGCACAGUGACUCACUGAAAAGAAGAUAUUCUAUUGAUCAAAACAACCUUGAGGUUAAAACUUGAUUCAUUCUGAAAAAAACACAGCGGUCAGUAGCGCAUUCAGCUCAGAUUUCAGCCGGUUUUGUAUUGCAAGAUACUGUACCUGGUUAAAAUAUUUUUUCAUCAUUUGACAUGAGAGGACUGAUGGCAACCUACUUUUGUUCGUGAAGGCAAUUUAAUUUGUUGCUACUUUAUUUUUUCAUCUUGUUUUGAAUGGUUUUAUACAUUACAGAUUAGGGGACUAAAACUACAAAGAAACAUUUAUUACCCAACAAAGGGAUCCACCACCGGAAGAUCACCGAAGAAGCAUACAGGCCGUUUUUGAAGCUGUUGCAGACUUCACAAGCCUGGGAUAAAUCUACCACCCACUUGGAGCAUUGAUUUCAAAGCACUUUCCUUUUUUAUGCCUGGAUUAGAUGUGUUUUUUGCAUUGUCAUCUUGUAGUUAUCAGCUCUUCAUUUGAAGGCAGUCAUUUUCGAAGGCAUUGGAUAAGCAAACCGGUACCUUCAGUGCAGUAGCUCUCAGAAGAACAGAUAUUGUUGAACUAGUGUUGUGGAAGGCAUGAAUGUUCCAGACUGGUCCCAGAUGAUGGCAUUGAGGCAGGAGUUAGAAAGGCUAAUCUGACUUCAAAAGAUAGCAACAGAACAUUUCAGCAUUACGUUUUGGAACAAUACAAGCAUGGUGGUACUAAAAAGGCUAAAUAACAUGUUGGAAAGAAACCUAAAGUUUUUUAAGAAUGUGCUAAAUGUUUUGAAUUAAAGAGAGGGAUUAUCCAAUAGUUUGGUAUAAAGGGUCAUACAGUUCUGUAAAUGUUUAAAACUACAUUUUAGGCUACACCAUUUUCUAAAAGAGUAGAGUGAAUAGCAUUUGUUUUUUGCAAAUUCUAUGUAGCGGAAAAUUAAACUUCUGAAAAGUGGGUGCAGUAGUUUGCUUUUAAGAUAGAAAACACACUAAAACGAAUAAUUUUCACGCUGGAAGGAGAGAAUUUAGUUUAAUAUGUUGAUUUUAAGAUUUUAUAGGCAACUAAAAAUGUACUGUAAAACCUAGCUUCAAGUUGUUUUGGAAUUUAAGAAGUACUGUCUAUUGCUGCAUAGGCGUGCUUUGAGUUUGAGAGUAGAACGUGUACUGUACUGAUUACAUGCCAUUGGAGUGCUGAAACAAACAGAGGUCCAAGAUAAGAAAUAGUGAAGUUGUCAAGAAGUGCAGUUAAAAAAUCAAUCGAUGUGAUACAGUGUCCAAAUGUUAUUAAUGUAUAGGCUAUUAAAAAGGGACUGUACUCUAAAAACGGCAAGGUCUUCUUUAGAUAAGCAAUUACUGUUUGGAAAGCUGAAGUCAACCUUGUGGCUAUUUCCUUGGUUAGAAGAAGCAGCUGAGUUUGUCUGUUGCUAAUUUGUGUUUCUCUGACCCCUCGCAUCCUGGGACUAAUUGGAAGCACCUCUCAAUGUUUCCAAGGAAACGGCUCUUGUGUCCAGGAAAAAUGACACCUGUCCGACUUCUGAGUAUUUUAACAAAGAUAUCUGUGAAAAUCUAAGAACGUUCGGUGGGUGGGUGGUGGGGUUGCUGUGCAUCUCUGUAGAUUGCGCUAUAGAACCCGAGUACAGGAGGAGCGAGCCUCCCUCUCACUGCCUCCCUGACGAUCCUGGUUGAUGGCUGUAGCCAUGCAGGGCAAUAAUGUGGGUAGAGGGCUGGCUGUCAUCGAGUCAGAGGGACAAUAUGAACAUCCCGUGGAGAGGGCAUCCUACAGCGUGGACUUUGACUCCGUUGAUGGAGGCGGUUAUGACGUCGUUAUUAACAACACUCCGGUACCCACCCCUGGGGUACAGGACUACAGGACUCAGUACGGGACCCUUCGGCAGAGCUGGGAGAUGAACUACCAGGAGGCUGCUAUAUACCUGCAGGAAGGUGCGAACAAUGACAAGUUUUUCACUCACCCCAGGAACCCCAAGGCGCUGGCCGCCUACCUGUUUGCUCACAAUCACCUGUUCUACAUGAUGGAGCUGGUGACAGGGCUGCUGCUGAUGGUGCUGUCACUGUGCGAGGCCCCUGCAGUGCCCACACUGCGCCUUGACAUCUACAUCCACACCACACUGGAGCUGCUUGCUCUGGUGAUGGUGGCGUUUGAGCUGUGUAUGAAACUGCGCUGGCUGGGCUUCCAGACCUUCAUCAGACACAAGAGGACGAUGGUCAAGACCUGUGUGCUGCUGCUGCAGUUUGUGGAGGCGAUCGUGGUACUGGUCAGACAGUUGUCCCACAUGCGCGUGACGCGAGCCCUGAGGCCCAUCUUCCUGGUGGACUGCAGAUACUGCGGCGCAGUCCGGAGGAAUCUGCGUCAGAUUUUCCAGUCUCUUCCGCCUUUCAUUGAUAUUCUGCUACUGUUGCUGUUUUUCAUGGUUAUAUUUGCCAUUUUAGGAUUCUAUUUGUUUUCUCAAAAUCCAUCAGACCCGUAUUUCAACACUUUGGAAAACAGCAUUGUCAGUCUGUUUGUCCUCCUGACCACUGCCAAUUUUCCAGAUGUGAUGAUGCCAGCCUACUCCAGGAAUACCUGGUCCUGUGUGUUCUUCAUUGUAUAUCUGUCUAUAGAACUCUACUUCAUCAUGAAUCUACUCCUUGCUGUGGUAUUCGACACCUUUAACGGAGUUGAAAAGAUGAAAUUUAAAUCCCUACUUCUGCACAAGCGAUCAGCAGUCGAUCAUGCCUUCAAGCUUCUGGUCAGCAAACAGAGGCCCACUGGGGUUUCCUUCAAGCAGUUUGAUGGGCUGAUGAGGUUUUACCGGCCCCGGAUGAAUGCUAGAGACCGCUACCUGACCUUCAAGGCACUCAAUCACUCCAGCACUCCAGUACUCGGCUUGCAGGAUUUUUACAGCUUCUAUGCAGUUACAGGCUUGAAAUGGAAGACCAGAAGAAGUGGAGAACACUGGUUUGAUGACUUCCCACACACCACUUUCCUCAUUUUCAAAGGCAUUAAUAUUCUUGUGAAAUCCAAAGCCUUCCAAUAUGCAAUGUAUGUCGUAGUUGCAGUAAAUGGAAUGUGGAUCCUGGUGCAAACAUUCAUGAUGCACGAUGGAAGCUUCUCGUCAGGAACUGUUCCCUGGAGUUACAUUUUGUUCCUCACAAUUUAUGGAGUGGAGAUGUUGUUAAAAAUCACAGGACUGGGGCCCCUUGAAUAUUUCAGCUCUGGGUGGAACCUGUUUGAUUUUUCAGUGACACUCUUCGCCUUUCUUGGCCUCAUCGUCCUGGCGUUUGAUAUGGAGCCUUUCUACUUCAUCGUGGUGCUCAGGCCUCUUCAGCUCUUGCGGCUGUUUAAAAUCAAGCUGAGGUAUCGCAAUGUUCUCGAUACCAUGUUCGAACUGCUUCCUAGAAUGGCCAGUUUGGGGCUGACCCUUCUUAUCUUCUAUUACUCCUUUGCCAUUGUGGGGAUGGAGUUCUUUGUUGGCGUCGUCUAUCCAAACUGCUGCAACACUAGCACAGUGGCAGACUCGUACCGACUGCUCAACUACACUGUGGGGAACCGCACUGUGGUGGAGGAGGGCUACUACUAUCUCAACAACUUCAACAACAUCGUCAACAGCUUCGUAACAUUGUUUGAGCUUACUGUGGUAAACAAUUGGUAUAUCACAAUGGAAGGAGUGACGUCACAGACCUCUCACUGGAGCCGCAUGUACUUCAUGACCUUCUACAUCGUCACCAUGGUGGUGAUGACCAUAAUCGUGGCCUUCAUUCUCGACGCCUUCGUGUUCAGGAUGAACUACAGCAGAAAGAACAGGGACACUGCAGAAGAGGAGAACGGCAUUGUGUUUGAGACGGAGGUGUCGAAGGAGGAGGUAGACACUGUGCUGGAGCUCUACAAGCAGACCUGCGCUCCAGCCUCUAGCAUCUCCUCUCUGCAGGGGGUGCUCUCCGCCAUGGACAGGAACGGGCACACCUCGUUGGUGUUCCUUGGUCGAAGAUCCAGGACGAAGAGUGAUUUAAGUAUGAGAAUGUAUGAGGAGGAGAUACAGGAGUGGUAUACAGAGUAUUCGCAGGACAGUGGCUGCCCUCGGCUGGAGAGACAGUUGGAGAGUCUGCAGUCUUCAGUCAACCAGCCCCCUCCUGAUCACGUGAGGCUGCGCUCUCAGACUGUCGGUUAGGUCAGACUGCCUGCAGCCCUCCUGCUCUGUGCAACUAACAGGGCCAAAAGAACCCACUGAGAGCACCUGGGCUCUGCUCCACCCACCCCAUGUUCUCUAGAUCAUUUGAUUUGUAAAUAAAACAUACACCCUUAUACAGUAACGUCAUGCCUUCAGAGUAAAACUUUUUUCUACUGGAUUUCUAUUGGCCCUGCAAAAAAAACCUUCCAUUACUUCAUAAUGUAGCAUGCACACGAUUGGGGGACUGUGCCGUGGGGGGGGGGGGGGUGGGACCUGGAGGAGAGGAACUGAAGAUUUGCAUUGCAGAAUGGUGGAGAAGCUUCACCACAGAAGCAGUGUCCUAAUGGAUUUCAUCCAGUGUACUUCAUCGUCACAACCAGGCCUGUUCUUACAAGAGAAGACUUCAGUCCUCCACAUCCCCUUGAUUUAGUUUUCUGUAGUUGCUGUUUCGUAGUGCUUUGGCAUUAGGGUCCUUUCUCAUAUGCCUUGCCAGCAGAUGAGAUCAUACUGAGGACCAUAGUUGGUAUUUUAUUAAUGCAACUAGAGGGUUUAAUCUUAAUCACAUAUUUCAUGACUUCCAUAUGAUAUGGAAUUAUAGUAAUAGUGAACCCUAAAAAUAUUAAGUAAAAUAAACCUCUAAAACAUCACACAAUCACAGAUGUUUAAUUAAUGCAGCAUUUCAGACAACAGUAUUCAAACUAUUCAAAAAUGUGAAUCAGGAGGCUUCACUUUUAGUUUUUAUUAAGAAGUUUGAAUUUUUUUAAAAAACACUAUGCAGACAAUGGCAGUAUGCAAAAUAACAAUCUAAUAGAACACCUUAAAGGGGUGAUGACCAAGGCUUUCAAAGACAUUCUUACCUUUCAUUGCAACAAUAUGCUUCCAUGGCCUUUGCUGUUUUGCUCUUCUUGUUUUCCAGACCUUUCUUCUUGAAACUCAUUUAUCCUGCACAAAACACAACCAGCUCGAUUGAACUUUCCUCAUCCGGCCCACAUAAUUUCCUAUGUGCAGCAUAGAAAUUAGGACCUUAUUUUUUACCCACAAAUUGGUUAAAUCAAACCCAUCAAUACUAAAAAAACAUCUAUCCAGUUUGAGAAGUAAAAUUGUAUGCAGUUUAGAUGCAACACAAUUAAAAUGUGUUUUAAUUUCUCAGUAUUAGUUAUUAAUUCUAACACCUGAAUCUUUGUAAUUGUUGUUCUCUUGUCCAUCAGCAUUUUAAUACACAAAUAAAUGAAUGAGCUUCCCUGAGAGCCAAGCCUAUAUGAAUCUGUAAAGCCCCUGCCGCUACUUUUAUAACGGCUUCAUAUUUUCAGAUGUCUGGCUGCCAUGUUGAGAUGACGUGUCUUUGUUUUCCUGAUGAUAAAGGCAGAGCUCUUCAAGACACUGAUUUCAUGCUUCGUACACAAAGCAUGUGUAAUUGCUUUGUGUACGAAAGUUUGAUUGUGGGUUUCCAACAACAACAAAAAAGAAUAGCCCUUUUGUUCCAGGUAUCUUUUAAAGCUUCCGCUGCCAUCGUGUCAGAGUUUGAUCUGAGGAAGAGAUGUCAUAUCUCUUUUAAAGCUGCUGCUGUCACCUGAUUUGAGGAAGAGAUUUCAUAUCUCUUUUAAAGCUGCCGCUGCCACCAUGUCAGAGUUUCUUUUGAGGCUUUUUUCAGCUUUGCUGGACUAUUUACAUGCAGAACAAGAGCCUGGUUAGGGUACCAAAGAUAAUGUGUCAGUAGUCUUCACAAGCUGUAUUUAUUAAUACAAAAUAACCACGUAUUUCUCUUUUUGUUGUUAGUCAGUGAAAAGUGUAUUUGUAUGGAAUAAAAUAUAUUAAAAAAAAAAAUUAACUUUAAAACAAA